AUGCUGUUCGAUCUAGGACCCUUCCUGCGCGCUGCGAGAUCCUUCCUCUCACUCCUCUCCAUUCCGAGGGCGCUUUACACCAAAUGCCUUAAAAUACUUCAUCGUCCAAGUAACACAGAGAUUGAUUCGAUAUCAUUUGAAGCAUUACAAUUCCUUGCUGCCGGGAAAUCAGGAAUCGUCUAUGGGGUCGAUGACAAGAGAGUCUUAAAAGAAUAUCAAGAGAGCGACAGAGGCGAAGUUGAACGUCGAGCAUAUCACCGUCUCGGCUCGCAUCCUAACAUUGCAAAAUUGCUGGGCACCCGGAAAGAUGGUUCCAUUGUUCUCGAACGAGGCGAAGUCCUUCGGACAAUCUGUCGAUCUCCCUCCGCAACUGAGAUUCCGAUCCAGACGAAAUUGAGCUGGCUGAGGCAAGCUGCAGAAGGUUACCAGCAUUCACAUAACUGUAAUAUUGUUCACGGUGAUGUCGGAUGUAAGAAUAUGAUUCUAACAAGAGAAGGUUGCCUAAAGAUAGUCGACUUUGAAGGCUGCAGCAUCGAUGGUGAACCAGCAGAUUCCUGUUACGAAUGGUUCAGUUAUCGACCAUCAAUACCCAGGGUGAAUCGGCGCACGGACAUUUUUGCAUUUGGUUGUGCAAUCUACGAAGUAAUAACUGGAAGACCACCACACCAUGAGCUCGAGGCAUCAAACGACCGAUAUCAGCAGGUUGAACAGCUAUACACAAACAAUCGUUUUCCCGACGUCACAUCUCUUCCUCUGGGUCAGUUAAUCCAGAGCUGCUGGGAUGGCGACUUCACCUCUAUGAGUGAGGUUCUUCGAGAGCUAGAAACGUUUCAAGCCCAUCCCAUACUCGUGAAAUGGAACGAGGUGUCAUGA
This is a messenger RNA of Cladophialophora bantiana CBS 173.52, 873 nucleotides long. RefSeq lists its product as uncharacterized. Gene Ontology annotation, molecular function: ATP binding; protein kinase activity. The transcript has a single exon. Gene Ontology annotation, biological process: protein phosphorylation. Lineage: Eukaryota; Fungi; Ascomycota; Eurotiomycetes; Chaetothyriales; Herpotrichiellaceae. The record is from RefSeq and is a predicted model, not a curated record. Bases 1 to 873 code for a protein of 290 amino acids.